Molecule: messenger RNA, 1994 nt
Organism: Arabidopsis arenosa
Lineage: Eukaryota; Viridiplantae; Streptophyta; Magnoliopsida; Brassicales; Brassicaceae
Source: the annotation of a GenBank genome assembly
GCUGCCAAGCUUUCUCCACAUGAAGCUAAGAAGAUGAUGGAGAUGGAAGAAGUUGUUGGUGUAUCCCGAAAUCAAUAUCGCAAACUUCACACAACAAAAUCUUGGGAUUUCGUUGGACUUCCUCUGACAGCAAAAAGACAUCUAAAAGCAGAGAGAGAUGUUAUUAUUGGUGUUCUUGAUACAGGAAUAACGGCGGACUCAGAGAGUUUCCAGGACCAUGGUCUAGGCCCUCCUCCGGCUAAAUGGAAAGGAUCUUGUGGACCUUAUAAAAAUUUCACCGGAUGCAACAACAAAAUAAUCGGCGCCAAGUACUUCAAGCACGACGGCAAUGUGCCUACCGGCGAAAUCCGAUCACCGAUCGAUAUCGACGGCCAUGGAACGCACACGUCAUCUACCGUAGCCGGCGUUUUAGUCGCUAACGCGAGUCUCUAUGGCAUAGCAAACGGCACCGCCCGCGGCGCGGUUCCGUCGGCGAGGUUGGCGAUGUACAAGGUUUGUUGGGCGAGAUCCGGCUGUGCCGAUAUGGACAUCCUCGCCGGAUUCGAAGCUGCGAUUCACGACGGCGUUGACAUUAUCUCCAUCUCUAUCGGUGGUCCAAUCGCGGAUUACUCUUCCGAUUCGAUUUCCGUCGGGUCGUUUCACGCGAUGAGGAAAGGGAUCCUGACGGUGGCAUCCGCAGGGAACGACGGACCGAGCUCAGGCACUGUAACGAACCAUGAGCCUUGGAUAUUGACGGUUGCGGCAAGCGGAAUCGAUCGGACGUUCAAGAGCAAGAUAGAUCUCGGCAACGGCAAAUCCUUCUCUGGAAUGGGAAUAAGCAUGUUUAACCCAAAAGCCAAAUCGUAUCCGCUUGUAAGCGGCGUUGAUGCUGCUAAGACCACGGACGAUAAGUACUUGGCUAGGUACUGUUUCUCUGAUUCUUUGGACCGAAAGAAGGUGAAGGGAAAGGUAAUGGUGUGUAGAAUGGGGGGAGGUGGUGUGGAGUCGACUAUUAAAAGCUAUGGAGGUGCUGGUGCGAUCAUUGUAAGUGAUCAAUAUCUUGACAACGCUCAGAUUUUCAUGGCACCUGCCACCAGUGUUAAUAGCUCCGUUGGCGAUAGCAUCUACCGAUAUAUCAACUCCACAAGAUCGCCAUCGGCUGUGAUUCAGAAAACCAGGCAAGUGACAAUCCCUGCUCCAUUUGUUGCUUCUUUUUCAUCAAGAGGUCCCAAUCCGGGAUCAACACGCCUUCUCAAGCCUGAUAUCGCUGCACCCGGGAUUGAUAUAUUGGCGGCCUUCACUCUCAAGAGAUCACUGACUGGGUUAGAUGCUGCGUACGUCAAGUCUUUUCAUUUGGAUUGGACACCCGCUGCCAUCAAAUCCGCCAUCAUUACCUCAGCAAAACCGAUAAGCCGGAGAGUGAACAAGGACGCAGAGUUUGCUUAUGGAGGAGGCCAAAUAAACCCACGACGAGCCGCAAGCCCUGGCUUAGUCUACGACAUGGACGACAUCUCCUAUGUUCAGUUCUUGUGCGGCGAAGGCUACAACGCAACCACUCUGGCUCCAUUGGUGGGGUCACGCUCCAUGAGCUGCUCCUCCAUUGUCCCUGGACUCGGCCACGAUUCCCUCAACUACCCAACAAUCCAACUCACGUUGAGAUCUGCCAAAACGUCCACAUUGGCCGUGUUCAGGCGGAGAGUCACCAACGUGGGACCACCGUCGUCGGUCUACAACGUCACCGUCAGGGCACCAAAAGGAGUUGAAAUCACGGUGGAGCCACAUAGUCUGUCGUUUUCAAAGGCUUCACAGAAGAGAAGCUUCAAAGUGGUGGUGAAGGCCAAACAAAUGACUCCUGGGAAGAUUGUUUCAGGCUUGCUCGUGUGGAAGAGCCCACGUCACUCCGUUCGGAGCCCCAUUGUUAUCUACAGUCCUACUUCUGAUUAACUUAAUCACAUCCUGAAACAAAUUCAAUGUAAUCCUCUCACUUUGUUCGUAAACAAAUUCAAUGAUAAAGU